Messenger RNA from Chlamydomonas reinhardtii, 2303 nucleotides. RefSeq lists its product as uncharacterized. NCBI's taxonomy places the organism in Eukaryota, Viridiplantae, Chlorophyta, Chlorophyceae, Chlamydomonadales, Chlamydomonadaceae. The record is from RefSeq and is a predicted model, not a curated record. The coding region runs from base 95 to 1192 and encodes 365 amino acids. The transcript is spliced from 9 exons. Gene Ontology annotation, biological process: intracellular signal transduction; protein phosphorylation. Gene Ontology annotation, molecular function: protein serine/threonine kinase activity; ATP binding.
AGGUUGCUGGGUAUUCAUUCUUAAACGAACUAGUUUGCCUUCAACCCUAACUGCCUGAGACACACAUUGUGUAGUGAACUCUCACCACGCAGCCAUGGCCGCGGAGCCGGACCCGAUGCGUGAGACUGGGCGCUAUGAGCGCGUCCAGUCGCUGGGCAAGGGCGCGUUCGGCUUCGUGCAGCUCGGACGCAACUUGCAGAAUGGCGAGCUUGCAGCGAUCAAGUUCCUGAAGCGUGGAGACGUCAACAAGUACGUGGAGUCCGAGAUUUUGAACCACAGUGUGCUGCGUCAUCCACAUGUUAUCCAAUUCAAGGAGGUCUUCUUGACCUCCGAGUAUAUCGCCAUCGCCAUGGAGUAUGCCACGGGCGGGAGCUUGUUCCACUACGUACAGAAGCAGACGCGGCUAAAGGAAGCGGUAGCGCGCUGGUUCUUCCAGCAGCUCAUCAUCGGCGUGGACUACUGCCACAAACGGGGUGUCGCCAACCGCGACAUCAAGCUGGAGAACACGCUGCUGCAAAAGGUUAACGGGCUGCCGCUGCCGCUGCUCAAAAUUUGCGAUUUCGGGUACUCAAAGGCGGACUUCAAGUCGGCGGCCAAGAGCAAGGUGGGCACGCUGACCUACAUGGCCCCCGAGGUGCUGGUCAACCGGGACGGCAAGUACGACGGAAAGGUCGCGGACAUCUGGUCUUGCGGCGUGAUGCUGUACGUCAUGUUCUACGGCCGCUACCCCUUCGAGACGCCGGCGGGCAGUGCCAUGCCCAAGGCCACGGAGAUCCUGGCCAUGCUGGACAACAUGGUGCGCCAGCGCUACGAGCUGAGCCCGCACGUGGAGAUCAGCGACCAGGGCAAGGACCUUCUGCGCAAGAUGCUGCUGCCCGACCCCAAGCAGCGCAUCACGCUGGAGGCGGUGAUGACGCACCCCUGGUUCACAACCAACCUGCCGCCCGAGGCCGCCACCAUGAACGACUCCUACCUGCGCGCCGGCUUCCCCGCCGGACACCAGUCUCCGGAGGACAUCAAGCGCAUCAUCGAGGAGGCCAAGGGACACAGGCACACCGUGGCGGCGGCGCCCAGGCCGGGCGCACCCGCAGGCGAGGACAGCGUGGACAGCCUGAUGGAGAGCGCCAUCGCGGAGGACCUGCGCACCCACCAGUCCGCCGAGCUGCAGCAGUUCGUGCAGAACUACCGCUGAGAGGGGGCGGAGCUGGGGGGGGGAGCGGAGGCGGGGAGCUGGGCGGAGCUGAGUGCAGCAGUCCGUGCAGACCUGCCGCUCAGGGGGGCCCACUGCAGCAGGUGGCGGGGGCCGGGCUGCUGCCGAGCGGGGGGGGGGCACGUGAUGGACCUGGGGCGCCGUGGAGCCGGACGAGGAGGCGAGGAGGCGGGAGGACUGGGGCAGGCGUCUGGGCGGGCGCCAGGGGCGGCGGGUGCCGCCAGGGGCGGCGGGCUACAAUGGGAUGGAGCGGCCCCCCGGCCCCGCAGCCCGAGGGCAGAGCCCUGCAGUGGAGGCAGCAGCAGGCGCAGCCUCUGCACGGGCGGGCGGCGCCAGGCUCCCAGCGGGUGGAGGAGGAGAAGGAGGAGGAGCCGCCGCCACCGCCGCCGCCGCCGCGCGUGAGGGCCGGUGCGGAGCGCAAGGUCAGGAGGAGCGGCCGCGGAGAGCAGCAGCCGAUAGCGGGAGCUGUAUGCGAAGCCGUGGAGCUGUGGACGGCGCACGCGGUGCGCGCGCGGAGGCCCGAGCUGUGGGAGCCUGGGGCGCGGAGGUUCUGCGGGGCCUUUCCUGCGGGCUAGGGCAGGGCAAGGCAGGCCAUAGGGCAGGGCAGGCCAUGGGCAACGCCGCCCCCGGGCGUCGUGUGAUAUGUGUAUUAAUGUACGUGCUGCUAUGUUUGUGUGUUUAUGGGCGUGCGAGGUGUGUGUUGCGCGUUGCAGACUGCUCGGAUGCUGGGACUGGUCAGGGACUCAGGGCUUCAAUGCUUUGUAUUUUGGGCUUUAAGGUGCCGCUGGGUGCUGCAGAUGGCGUGUGGGUGCAGGCGCUGUGACGGGGGUCUGAUGAAGUGAUCACUAGUAACCCCCCGGGCGGUCGAGGGAGCACGCUGGCUGGAGCUGAGCUCAGCUCAGCGCAGAGCUGAGCUGAGCUGGGCGCGCAUGUGGCGCGAAGCCUCAUUGGCUGUGGUGGCUGGAGAGUGUGUCGUGCAGGACAGAUCGGAGCCAUUGUGCGACACUUCGACUGCGGCGUGUCGCGUGUUGGUCGGCCCUGCUGCGGCGGCCGCCCAUCCUGCAAAUGGCAUCAUGUGUAACUGCGGCGCAAG